Thlaspi arvense is the source of this 709-nucleotide messenger RNA. NCBI's taxonomy places the organism in Eukaryota, Viridiplantae, Streptophyta, Magnoliopsida, Brassicales, Brassicaceae. The record is from the annotation of a GenBank genome assembly.
AUGGAAGUGUAUUUGCAUGAUGAUCCUGAGUUUAUCACGGAAUCUCAUCAUCAGAUGUUGUGGUCACUUCUUGGAAGUAAAGAGGAUGCUCAUGAUUCAAUGGUUUACAGUUACCGACACGGCUUCUCAGAUAUCUCAAGAACAAGAUUGAUAUUCCCAAUCCGUGAUCUAGACUUGAGCAAGUACGCGAAAAAACAAGAAUGGCCGGUCAUACUUACUUAUAUGAGCAACCAUUACGGUGGACUUGGUGGUGCGGCAUAUCUUCUGUUCUACGGAAGAGUGAAAAGUGAAACAGAGACGAAAUCAGCUGAGAUGUCGAGGACUGAUAUAGAGAAAGACUUCUAUGAGUGGUUGCAGGCUUGCAGCAAGCAUUUAAUGUUGAUUAGAGUGAGAGCCCUGCUCCUAUGAGCUUUUUGACCCAAGACAUUGCCUUUGGAACGACCAAGCAGAGGUAUUUGAGUGAAGCGUUUGGGGGUUUGAUGUUAUAGAAGCAAGUCUGCAAAGAAAAAUGUUGUUGGAAAGAUGUAACAACAGGCUUGCAAGUUAAAAUCUUUCUCUGUGAAUGUGCAUAAGAUGUAGGCUAAGCAAUUCCAAGUUCGAAGCUUUAUUUCUUCCCGUCAAAAGCCCAUAUAUGAAGCGGGCUAAAAUGGGUUUUGUCCAACUUCACCCAUGGGCAAAACGGGUUUGGACAUUCUGACUUAAAAAGCUU